CAAUAACAAGGCAGAGAACGUAAUGAUGUGCGAUCUUUGUUGUAAUUAGUUGACGUCUGCAGCCUGGCUAUGCAUCACGGAAUAAGCGCAACAACCAGCCCCACAACAAUUGCAUUUACAAGGCAAACAAAAAUAAAUACUAAAGCAACAAGUACAAACCAAAAGCGGAAACGGAAAUGCUACGGACAGCUUAGACCGGCAGCAAAAGCUUCAACGGCGCCGACCUAAUGUGCUAUAGGCAGCAACAACACCAACAAAUGCAACAACAGCAAAGCUCAUUGAGUGUUUUGCAUUUGCGACCAUGUCCGACGUUGAGAAGGCGAUUAAGGGCGAUCCACAUGAAGACGAUGAAGACAAUGGCCAUGCCGCUGAUGACGAGUCACAACAAAUAGCUAAAUCAGUAAAAGUAUUGCCAGCCCCAGCAGCCAGUACAAUACCAGCUAGCCGCCCGCAACGCUGUUUCAGCCUACUGCUCAAGCUUCUGUGUUCCACUCCCGGCCUGGUGUUCCUAGUCAUUGGAUACUCCGUUCUGGGUGCGCUCAUUUUUCCACUAUUUGAAUCCCCGCAGGAUCUAAGUAAAUCAGCAGUCAUUGCGAAGAGUCGCGAAGACUGUUUGCGUGAACUGUGGACAAUAACGGAGAAACUUAACGUUUUGUACGAACGAAACUGGACGAUGCUGGUGCACGAGCAGCUGCGCCGCUUUGAAGGCUCCAUUGUGGCGGCCACGCGGCAGGGUGGUUCCACCGCAGCCUCCACAUACAGUGGAUUGUCUGCUAAUGCCCUGGGCCACUUUGGAUAUGAUGCGGCGGCAAGCGGAGAGCGUUGGACAUUCAGUGAAGCUCUUCUCUAUUCGGUUACUGUGAUAACAACAAUUGGCCACGGCAGUUUGACGCCACGCACAGCAGCUGGAAAACUAGCCACAAUUUUCUAUGCCCUCAUUGGCGUGCCGCUAAUGCUGAUGUGUCUGUCCAGCUUGGGCGCAUUGCUUGCAGAGGCGCUACAAUGCACCUAUGUGCGGCUCUGCUGUCAUCUACAACGUGCCCAUGCCAAAGAGAAGACGCAAGAUCUGGCCACUGCGAAAGGACGCCAAACAGCCUCCCAUGGGGGCAGCUGUAAGAGCUGUAAGUACGAUGUGGCGAACAGUGAGACCAGCUUAAACGAGUGCUAUGAAUAUGGACACACGAACAUUCUGUCCAAACGCAAGUUGUCGCUAGAGCAGACGGAAGAUUGCCAAUUGCUGAGCAAUGCAGCGACGAGCAAGUUUCAGCUGCAGCAACAUUACCAACAGCAACAACAACGUUGUCAGCUACCACAACAACAGCAGCCGGAUGUGAUGCUUAUGGCAACAACAACAACGGAGAAUGCCAUGCUGAAAUAUGCACCAUCGCCACCACCGUCACAGCAACAACACGCAUUGCAUUACAUUAAUUCGCAGCAACAGCAGCAAUUAUCGACAGCAACCCUGCCACGCGCUCAACACCCACAACAACAGCAACAUCGGCCCAAUUUCGUAGCAGUUCCUAGCAGCAUGCUGCGCUUUAAUGUUGCUGGACCCACCGGACCAUCAGAGGCAACGCCGCAUGCACCACCAAACUGCUAUAGGUCUGCAACAGCUACGAUUUACUUUCCAUUUGCGCCUGCAUCGGGCACGGAUAUCCCUGCACAUGGCAGCCAUCUGACGGCUGCGUCAGCUGGAGCCCAUUGUCAACAGCCUUUGGUCAAAUAUCACACAAUACACUUGCAGCCAUCGGCCAAGCGUCUGCUGACCGCGCUCGAGCCUGUUGUUGUGACAGCGUCCACAGUGAAGGCCGACGCACAGGCCGAGGCUUCGCCGAUGUCCACAUUGGAGACCAUAACGUUGCCACCGCCGCCAGCCUAUCAAACGGCAAAUGUGAAUGCUGUGCGUUGCGCCAAAUUUGUGACCAAACCGUUGCCGCAUAACACCAAUUCACUCCUGGCUGGCGGAGCUCCUGAUAUAUCUUGCAGGCAUGAUUUAUUUACACAUGCAUUAACAACGACAGCAACAACAACAACAGCGUCUGCCAUGGCGUCAGUAACAGGCUCGACAGUAGCAUCAUCGGGAGUGGGGGCUGCAACACGGUCUACGGCCACUCCACCAUUAUUAACCUUCUCGGCAGCAACAAGCCCACAACUGUCAGCGUGCAUCAAAGCAACAACAGCAGCAACAAUGGCCGAUAACAGUUUAAUGGCCGCAGGUGUCUGCAGCAGUGCGGCAAUGACAUCGACAACUGCAAUUGGGCCGCGGGCGACAGCAACGGCUGCUGCGACUGCAACAACAAGCGGCCGCGCAGCUGCAGCAUUGUCCGCUUUGCUGAGCUCAACUGGCAACGUGGACAUAAUGGAGGAUGAGGAUGAGCACGAUCGCGAGCGUCUAAGCAACUGCCCGCACGGAACACCCUCACGCGUGCCACUCAUAGCGAGCUCGGCUGCCUCACUUGUGGUGCCACACAGCUCAGCAUUAGCCGCUGCCGAAAGGUCAGGCUCGCAGGCGCGCAGCCUGCUCAAUGCCACGGCCGCGUCAUUUCAUCGCCACACGCUGCAGCCCUUAAAUCGGAAGACGCUAUUGCUCACCAGACGCUGCCAGAAGCAUGCCACAUUGUACGAUCCCACAUCCACUACAGAGGGGUCGGAAGAUGAGGAGUGUGGUGCUGGCGAAGAAGCUGGUUCUUCUGCUGAUGCCACGUGCUUGCAGCACGGCAGCGAACAAUUUGUGCUGAAGAAGCUUAGCGCCAGCCAGCGAAGUAGUCAUAUGGGCGACACCGAUGACUGCGAUGAUGAUGACAAUGAGCGGUGUGAGCCCUACGAGCAUCUGGGAGUCCAUCCAGUCCCCAUUAGUGUUGUGCUGCUCAUACUCAUGUGUUACUUGUGCGUGGGUACGUUCUUUUUCGCCCUGUGGGAGAACUGGUCGUUGGUCGAUGGCGCUUAUUUUUGCUUCGUCACGCUAUCCACUAUUGGCUAUGGCGACAUUGUGCCGACGCGCAGCUUUAAUGGACCCGAGGUACAGCUAUAUGCCUGUUGUGCCUACCUAUUGCUCGGCCUGGUACUGGUGGCCAUGUCCUUCAGCAUACUGGAGACUCAGCUCAUGUGGAAGUGCAAACGCAUUGCGGUACGACUGAAGCUGGCCAAGAAUUGAUAGCAGUGCGAGGACACUUUUAUGCUGUGUACAUAGCUUAAACAUCUCUUAAGGACUCUGAGGAUAAUGAUCAUUAAAAUGACUCCUAUUAGGCAUACUUAUAUCGAAUUAGAGAUCGUAGUUUAACACAUGGAGUAUAAUUAAUCAACUAGUGCGUGCGUGGUAUUUGGUGUAAAGUGAACUAAAGUUAAUUUAUGGACACUACAAGUAUGUACAUUUUAAACCUAGCAAAAAUAAUGUUAUCAGACAUUUG
Messenger RNA from Scaptodrosophila lebanonensis, 3407 nucleotides. RefSeq lists its product as uncharacterized. The record is from RefSeq and is a predicted model, not a curated record. The transcript is spliced from 7 exons. Gene Ontology annotation, biological process: potassium ion transmembrane transport; stabilization of membrane potential. Gene Ontology annotation, cellular component: membrane. NCBI's taxonomy places the organism in Eukaryota, Metazoa, Arthropoda, Insecta, Diptera, Drosophilidae. Gene Ontology annotation, molecular function: potassium ion leak channel activity. Bases 302 to 3154 code for a protein of 950 amino acids.